UAGGUAAAUCUAUCACAUGAUUGCAGCGUUCGCUCUGUGCUCCGCGUCUUUUCCUGAGCAGAAGGCAGGGCAGCAGCAGCAGGAGCCGCAGCGGCAGCCGGGGCUUCAUGUAAACACACCGCGCUCAGGGCUUUGUUUCACCACACACACACACACACACGCACACACACACACGCCGCUGGGAUCCCCUUUCUAGUCAUGCCAUGGAUAUUUUGUGGCAAUACCAGUUCAGAAUCAUUUUACUCGGAGAUUCGACAGUGGGGAAGUCGUCGUUGCUGAAGCGCUUCACGGACGGUAUUUACAGCGAUGUGGCGGAUCCAACGGUCGGGGUAGAUUUUUAUGCCCGCUCGCUUGAUAUCGAGCCCGGGGUGAAAAUAAAGCUUCAGCUCUGGGACACGGCUGGACAGGAACGAUUCAGGUCCAUCACAACAUCAUAUUACCGUAACUCUGUGGGUGGGCUGCUAGUUUUUGAUCUCACCAAUCGCAAAACCUUUGACCAUGUGAGGGAGUGGCACAAGGAGGUGAGUGAGCACAUCCUGCCUCACCACAUGGUCUACAUCCUCAUUGGCCACAAGAGCGACCUAAACAAGGAUCGCAAGGUGACCAGAGAUGAGGCAGAGCAGCUGGCAGCAGAGCUGGGCAUCCGCUACGUGGAGACGUCGGCCAAGUGCAACAGCAAUGUAGACCGGGCCUUUGAGCUGCUGACCAGAGACAUCUACGAGCUGAUGAAGAUGGGGGAGAUUGUCACCCGCGAUGGCUGGGAUGGUGUGAAAAGCGGUCUCACUGCCAAGGUCCUCUACCCGGCCGAUGAUGAAGAGGAGCUGGCCACCGCCUCUGCUGAAAAGGGCUGCCACUGUUGACUGAGAACUCUCUGUGUCCAAACACCGUCCUGUCUCACCAAGAGCUUGCCUCGUCUCACAGCCGUUCAUUGAAAACGAGUCACUCAGGCUCAGCACCCUGUGAUAUCAUCAUCCAUCACUUCUUCACCUUGUGCUUUGUGCCCUCUCUGUGUGUGGGACAAGUGGGGUCCAGUGUACAUCCUGAUGUGUAUAUUAUAAGCAAGUUAUAUCUCUGAAUUCACAUGGUGUAGCAUGAGCUGGGCUUUUUUUUGGCCUUGUUAGGUUCAAAAAACACAGAAAGCGCGCAGAGGUGAUCAGGUCUGACUGAGGGGACUGAGAGUGUAGCCAAUACUCCUUUUCAUAGCACUGGAGAUAAUGUACUGCUGAGGAUACUGAAGGUACAGAUAAAUCCAUGGACUAUGGCAUACUGUGGUCUGGCAUCACUCCCAUUUCAUACGGCACUGUUGUGGGUGUCUACCUGUCAAAGUUUGUGCAAUGCUUUGCCUGCAUUCCUAUGUGACUGUAAUAUUGUAAAUAAUAGUGAAUUCUAUAGAAAUGAAAGCUAAAAGGUCACUAAAAGCUAUUUAAUUGAUAGUGUGAACAGACACAGUGCACUCUACAAUAAGUGUCACCAUUUGAAAUCAAUGUGCUCCUCCUGCUACUGUAAGCUGUAUGUGCACUUAUGCCAAACUGACUUAAAUCUUUGAUCAUUCUGUGAAUACAUGAGUAAUGUUUUUGUAAAAAAAAAAAAAAAAAAAAAAAAAAAGAUUAUUCUAGUUAAUGUGUAUACUUAAAGACAGACCACUGUAAUUAGGGUAGGUGGUCCCAUUUAGUUAUUUGUAUUAUAGCAACAGGAGCAAGACAACAAGUAUGUCUGAGAUUCAUCUCUCAGUCAUCAGACCUUUAAUUAUAUUGUCAGCAUUCAUAAAGGUGUGUUUGAUUAAGGACAAAAGGGAGUUUGAGUUUCACUUGCAGCUGUUUGUAGAUUAGGCAAACAACUACUUCUUUUAUUCAAAGCUCAAUCCACAAAAUUUAUAUUACAUUCAUGCCUGAAGUGGUGAUGAAUGCCAGCUCAUUAAAUCCACUAGCAUAAAUGGAUGUGUUGCUUGCUUUAUGUUGUGUUCCAGAGGUGUAAUAAAGUCUGGCUUCCAAGCAGAAAACCUGGGCAAGAUUUGUCAAACCUGAGGAAGCCCCAUUAGCAUGUCACUGCAAAAGAAAAUUGGAAUUAAUUUUAAGAUGUCUGCAGGCUCAGCAGUGCAGCAAAUCAUGUGAAACCAUGGCCCCCAGAUUCAGUUUUGGCAAGGGACCUUUGUUACAUGUCAUUGACCCUUUCACCCUUCUUGCCAGGGCCUUACAAGGAGAGUUCGACUUCUGAGAGUUAGGUGAAAAAAUUGAUGUUUGUCUUGUAUGUCUGUGCAUUAAGCACAGAACUGGAGCCAGGAGGCAAUUAGCCUAGCUUAGCCUAAUGUAGGGGUAAGCAGCUAGCCUGUCUUUCUCCAGCCAGAAGAACAGCCAGCUGCAGUAACUCCCUGACUAUUGACAGUGGGUAAAUGGGUAAUUAUACAAAAAUGAUGGGGAAAUUAUACAAAUGAGAUUCACUGUGUUACUUAGUAGGCUAAGCCAUAGAGGUUCUUUAGGUGCAUUUUUCCCACUCUAUAUCGAGCAAAGCUAUCUGCUAGCUGUUAGCUGUUCAAGCUAGCUGCUUCCCCCUACUUCCAGUCUUCAUGCUAAGCUAGGCUAGUUGCCUCCUGGCUCCAGAUCUGUGCUUAAUGCACAGGUGUAAGAUUGGUUUCUAUCUUAUCAGCUAACCCUCAGAGAGAAAACUGAUGAGUGUAUUUCCCAAAAUGUAGAACUACUCCUAAAGCUGCUGUUUCAGUUGUUGAAAUUCUUUUGUUAACUAAGUAAUGUUGACAUACUCCUGACAAACUUUAUCUUUUACAUGGGUAAGAGUACUUUGGAUUUGGUAACUUAAAUAAUACCAGCUGUAAUGGAGCCUUUAACGGUCAGUUUGCUGUUCUUAGCAGUGAGAUGCAUUUAUGAUGAAUGCAUGUCUGCACACAUAAUAUACACUGCACAUAAUAGGAGUAACUACCUUUAACACAGAGGAUUGUGUAUGCUUUCAAGUCUCCAGAGUCUUCUGACUGCAGAUCCCAUUAAUCUGUUGUUUACAAGCCUGGAGCCUACAAUAGACUACAGUUCACUUAGCCUGGAAACUCACCUCUCCUCCCACUGUUCAAUCACCUUUCACCAGCAUCUCAUGAAAAAAACCUGUUCACACACACACUGUAAACAGAAAGAGAUUAUGCAUUCUACAGUUUUUCUUUGCAUUCAUGUGAUCAAGCUUACAUUUUUUUCUUUGAGUCAAUAAAUGCUGUAUGGGUGAUCUGGUAAACAUACUGUACACUAUGAGGUUGCAGCUUAGUAUUCGGUAAGGAAUGUAUUCUGGAACAUUUGCACCAUCCCUUUAUUUUUUACUUUUCUGUACAGAUUCAAACCGAUUCUUCCUGGUAAACCACCGCCUGAUAUAGCCAGGAUUACAGUGUACUAUACACCGUAUAUAUGUUUUUUGUUUGUUUGACAAUCAGAUGUUAACAUUUUAUGUUCAUGGUGAAGGUGAGGACUUCAUCACAGGGGUGCUAUGCUUUGAAAUCGAGCUAAAAUUCCAUCCAGUUUAAUAAUACAACUACCUUCCUCACUUUUGUCUCUCAUGUAAACAGGGUUAAAUUUUAUGAUAUUUGUAAGUCUGCUGUUAGCAAACUGUUCGCCAAUGAGCAUGAUUCCCAUUCCUAAGCACUGCACUGAACUGUGUGGAGAUGGAAGCCUCUGGGUGUUGAGAGCACUGGUUAGAUUUAAAGGACAACACUGGAAAGACAUGAAGAAACAUUCUCAUCAUAUGGGAAGAGAUCAUCUUAUUUCUCAUCAGCCAGUAGCAGACACCUCUAUAUCCACCAAUGAUAAACAGUUAAACAUUAAGAGUACAUUUACUGCUCCAUGUGUAAUCUUACAGACUGUACAUAAAAGUGACCAUUGUGAGUAAUGAUAAUGAUGGUAACUAUAACCAGUCUUCAGUUCACAUCCAGUCUCUCUCAUCUAAUCACAGAAGGCGUAGCUCAACAUUUUAGGAAAUAUGCUUAUUCCCUGUCUUUCCAAGAGUGAGAUGAGAAGAUUUGUACCACCAUCUCAUUCUCAGAGAGACAGUAAAUAAAAAACAAAAAAACCCAAAAUAUUGAACUGUGCCUUUAAUGAUUUUAUGUUAUCCAGUGGGACGAUCAAACUAACCCACUGAUAGGGCUUCUGUACCAGAAAACAUCAGCAGCUGAUAGGCCUGCGGUACAGUACAUAGCACAAAACUGUACAGCUUCUGAACCCCAUGGUCACAUUUCACAGCUUUAUUGAAUAAAUGUUAUUUAUUUUAUAUAUUAUGUAUAAGGGAUUUGCUUAUUUGAUGUGAUUUUAUUGAUUGAUUAAAAAAAUAAAUAGAUGUCCAAUGA
Messenger RNA from Lates calcarifer (barramundi perch), 4330 nucleotides. RefSeq names its product RAB42, member RAS oncogene family a (gene rab42a). The record is from RefSeq and is a predicted model, not a curated record. The coding region runs from base 204 to 860 and encodes 218 amino acids. Gene Ontology annotation, molecular function: GTPase activity; GTP binding. The transcript has 2 exons. Gene Ontology annotation, cellular component: Golgi membrane. Lineage: Eukaryota; Metazoa; Chordata; Actinopteri; Centropomidae. Gene Ontology annotation, biological process: Rab protein signal transduction.